AUGACACUCUUGCUCGCCGAGACAUUCGCCAUGCCAUCCGAGUCUAGCUGCGCAAUUGCACGCGACGCCAUGGCAAACUCUCCCCCAAACUACCCUGCGCCCAUCUCCCUUGACCCCAAACCUUGCCCUCAUCUCCCGCGUAGCGUGCGAACCCUCGUCGUAGCGUGCGAACUCUCCGCGUGGCGUGCGAACCCUUUGCCGACCGUCUGGCCUCUCUUCAACCUUCCCAUGGCGUGUUUCGCGCUUUGGAUUUGA
Messenger RNA from Pyrenophora tritici-repentis Pt-1C-BFP, 255 nucleotides. NCBI's taxonomy places the organism in Eukaryota, Fungi, Ascomycota, Dothideomycetes, Pleosporales, Pleosporaceae. The record is from RefSeq and is a predicted model, not a curated record.